ACGUCCGUCCAGUCGCCUCAUGCUGCAAUCACAGAUAAAUCCUCGUUAUUGGACGUGUUUCUGCUGGAUACAGAGAGCAGCGAGAAGCCUAUAAAGUGUGCUGCACUGAGAGCCACUGCACCAGUCUGAGGUCCAACAUGGAGAGGUCCCUGACAGUGUGCCUAGUGCUGGGUGCGAUCGCAGCCGCUGCUUGGGCAUCAUUACCCAUAAUGCCAUGGACAGAGGAUGACAUCUCCGCCAUGUCUACCAUCAGCGCUGAUUACUACAACCAAGUGUCCGGGGAAGACGCUGUCUAUAAGCUCCUGGGGAAUAACUCUGGGUAUAUGGAGGAAGAAGAGCCUCGUUACCGGCAGCUACAAUUCAUGAUAAAAGAAACGUCAUGUGAAAAGUCUACCGGCGACACGACUGAGGACUGCGCAUUCAGAGACGACGGGGUGGUUAAAUCCUGCACGGCCUCUUUCUUCAUGGAUAACGGUGGAGAAAUCGCUGGGGUAACCUGUGACGACGUCCAUCUAGAUCACAUACGGGUGAGGAGAUCAGGACGGAGCAGCAGCAGUGGGCGGAGCAGCAGCAGUGGGCGGAGCAGCAGCGGAAGCCAUGGGCGGAGUAGUUCCAGCAGAGCGAGUCACAGUGGCAGCACUGGUCGUGGUGUUAGUGGCCGUGGUGUUAGUGGCCGUGGUGUUAGUGGCCGUGGUGUUAGUGGCCGUGGUGUUAGUGGUCAUGGUGUUAGUGGUCAUGGUGUUAGUGGCCGUGGUGUUAGUAGCGAUGAUGUUAGUGGCCGUGGUGUUAGUGGCCGUGGUGUUAGUAGCCGCGGUGGUAUUCGUCGCCGUGUUAGUAGUAGUCAUGGAGGCAGUGAAGAUAGAAAGAGAAGUCGUGGCUUUAGUAGACAGGGCAGUAGUAACGGGGGUGAAAUGCUUCUUGAUAGACCUGGAUAUAACUCUGUCUUGAGGAACCAAACGAUCCGAUCAAACAAAAAGCUGAAUGGAUAAAAAAAGAAAGUUUUUUUUAAAGGGGCAAUCAUGUACAAGGGUAAACCAUGCCUUGUACAGGAUUGCCCCUUUAAAAAAAUGUCAGUUUGGCCGGCAUUCCGCAUAGCCACUGAACUCGGAUUUCACAACAUCCCGCCCAAAAGCACCAAUCAGCGUCAGCCGCACACUCACAACCAGACAAUUAGAAGAUCAAUGAUCCCCAGGCUGUACCAAACCAACCCAACCAACAUCCGGUCUGUCCUGGGCAUGGCUCCAUGUAGCUCCCAGCUUUCUCAGGCUGGUGUCAUCUCAGCGGUAGCAUCAGAUUGCUCAGCAGAGAAAUGGUGUGGGGAUGAGUAUUCCCCUUCCCCAUCCAGUAUCCUGACCUCCGGAACUGGCAACCAGUAUAUAUUAUUCAUAGAUGCAGGAGACUGUCCUGAGGCAUGUUUGUAAGUAAAGCAAAACAGCAAGUAACUUUGUGUCUGGAACAAACCAUGGCCCUCAUUCCGAGUUGUUCGCUCGCAAGGCGAUUUUAGCAGAGUUACACACGCUAAGCCGCCGCCUACUGGGAGUGAAUCUUAGCUUCUUAAAUGUGCGACCGAUGUAUGCGCAAUAUUGCGAUCACAAACGAGUUAGCAGUUUUAGAGUAGCUUCAGACUUACUCUGCCUGUGCGAUCAGUUCAGUGCUUUUCGUUCCUGGUUGACGUCAUAAACACACCCAGCGUUCGGCCAGGCACUCCCACCGUUUCCCCGGCCACUCCUGCGUUUUUUCCGGAAACGGUAGCGUUUUCAGCCACACGCCCAUAAAACGCUGUGUUUCCGCCCAGUAACACCCAUUUCCUGUCAAUCACAAUGCGAACGUCGGAGCGAUGAAAAAGCCGUGAGUACAAAUACUAUCUUCAUAGUAAAGUUACUUGGCGCAGUCGCAGUGCGGACAUUGCGCAUGCGCACUUAAAGAAUUCUCACUGCGAUGCGAUGAAAAUCUCUGAGCGAACAACUCGGAAUGAGGGCCCAUGUUGCCAUGCAUGGGAGCCAAUACAUGUAUAUUGCAUCUGUGCAGGGCAUGUAGCCCACACGUUACACAGCUUUAUUCUUAUACUGCAAUGUAGAUUUCAGUGUGAACACACCCCACCCUAAUUGAAUCUCUCUGCACAUGUGCCCCCCCCCCGCAGUGCUGCAUGGUUUUGUCCAGUUGCUUGCCUUUUUUGCUUUACUUACAAACAUGAAUCAGCGCUAUGUUUAUGAUGGAAAUGCCGCCAUGAUGUAAUAGUGUCUGACGAGUCACCAGUAACAGCUGUUUGGAUAUAGUAACGCAGGAUAGACAUAAUCUGGGGCAGAAAUAAAACUGUACAAUGUAAUAAAUCUCAGUAACAGAAACAUAAUUACAAAUACGUCUCAAUGUUCUACAUCCCACAGCCUAUAUACUGUAUGUGUACUGCCACUGUGUAUAUAUACUGCUUCAUCUGUAUCACCUCCCAUUGUCUGUUCGGUGCCGCUUACUGUAACGCUGAUCACUAUUACAAUAUAUGGUAAAAGGUCUUCACAA
This is a messenger RNA of Pseudophryne corroboree (corroboree frog), 2514 nucleotides long. RefSeq lists its product as uncharacterized. The transcript is spliced from 4 exons. The record is from RefSeq and is a predicted model, not a curated record. Gene Ontology annotation, molecular function: lipopolysaccharide binding. Gene Ontology annotation, cellular component: extracellular region. Lineage: Eukaryota; Metazoa; Chordata; Amphibia; Anura; Myobatrachidae. The coding region runs from base 138 to 989 and encodes 283 amino acids. Gene Ontology annotation, biological process: defense response to Gram-negative bacterium; innate immune response; antimicrobial humoral immune response mediated by antimicrobial peptide.